This is a messenger RNA of Penicillium robsamsonii, 762 nucleotides long. Its product is annotated as HNH endonuclease. The record is from RefSeq and is a predicted model, not a curated record. Lineage: Eukaryota; Fungi; Ascomycota; Eurotiomycetes; Eurotiales; Aspergillaceae. The transcript has 2 exons. Bases 1 to 762 code for a protein of 253 amino acids.
AUGGCUUCCAAUGAGAACUAUGCUGUAUUCCGCGAGUGUCUGUCUAAUGCCAUUGUGGCCUGCUCUGAGGAAAAGCCAAAGCCAACGCGACGGAAGCCAAAGGGCAAGCGCAAAGACGUAGCGACAGUGACAACAGUGCCCACAGGGAGAGCAGAUCCAGAGGAGCUCGCUGAAUUUGUUGAUUUCCUAGCCUCAGAAACCUUCACCACCUUCCCGACUCCCCUCCAAACCCUAAGCUACGCAGCCAUCCAACACGACCCAGCCCUAUCAACCCUCUACAUCCCCCCAGACGCCGACACGCCCCUCCCACGCGCCACGCUCGAAUCAUUAUUCUCCCCAAUCCCAGUCAGCGUAACUGACUCACUACUUGUCUAUGGCAUAAUCCCCGACGCAGCAGACCUGCUGGACUUCCUCACGCCCGUGCUGACAGAGUACACAUCGAGCGUGACGAAUGGCCCACCGGCGUGGGCGAGCACGCGCGCAGACGCGUGCGAGAUCUGCGAACGUGACUGGAUCCCGCUCUCGUAUCACCAUUUGAUUCCGCGCGGUGUGCAUGCAAAGGUUGUUAAGAAAGGGUGGCAUGAUGAGUGGAUGUUGAAUAGUGUGGCGUGGCUUUGUCGUGCUUGUCAUAGUUUCGUGCAUCGCAUGGCGAGUAAUGAGGAGCUGGCUAGGGAGUGGUUUACUAUUGAGAGGAUUUGUGAGAGGGAGGAUGUGCGGGAUUGGGCUAUGUGGGUUGGGAGGGUUAGGUGGAAGGCCAGGUAG